CCAAUUUGUUGUUCUAGACAUAAAACAUGGCCGAUGAAGCACCAGCUGCACCACCCGCUGAAGGAGAGGCACCAGCGGCGCCCGCCGAAGGUGAGGCCCCACCACCAGCUGAAGGCGAAGCCCCACCAGCUGAACCCGUCAAGAACACCUACACUCUAUUCUAUUUCAAUGUCAAGGCAUUGGCUGAGCCAUUGCGUUAUCUAUUCGCCUAUGGCGGCAUUGAAUACGAGGAUGUUCGUGUAACACGUGAUGAGUGGCCAGCAUUGAAGCCAACCAUGCCCAUGGGUCAAAUGCCCGUGUUGGAAGUUAAUGGCAAACGUGUUCACCAGAGCAUUUCCAUGGCCCGUUUCUUGGCGAAAACUGUCGGUCUGUGCGGUGCCACACCCUGGGAAGAUCUACAAAUUGAUAUUGUUGUCGAUACCAUCAAUGAUUUCCGUCUAAGUAGCGAACAAUUCGUUUCCUACGAACCCGAGGAUGAAAUCAAGGAAAAGAAAUUGGUCACCCUUAACAAUGAAGUCAUUCCAUUCUAUUUGGAGAAAUUGGAACAAACUGUCAAGGAUAACGAUGGUCAUUUGGCAUUGAACAAGUUAACAUGGGCCGAUGUCUACUUUGCUGGUAUUUUGGAUUACAUGAACUACAUGGUGAAGCGUGACAUUUUGGAACAAUAUCCAGCAUUGCGUGCUGUUGUCGAUAGUAUCAAUGCCUUGGAACCCAUUAAGGCCUGGAUUGAAAAGAGACCACAAACUGAAGUUUAAGUCCAAUACAGAAAUUCUCU
This is a messenger RNA of Musca vetustissima, 775 nucleotides long. It is a transcript of the gene GstS1, whose product is annotated as glutathione S-transferase. Gene Ontology annotation, biological process: glutathione metabolic process. Lineage: Eukaryota; Metazoa; Arthropoda; Insecta; Diptera; Muscidae. The record is from RefSeq and is a predicted model, not a curated record. The transcript has 4 exons. Gene Ontology annotation, molecular function: glutathione transferase activity. The coding region runs from base 27 to 755 and encodes 242 amino acids.